AUGAACUUGUUCAUUGGUCUAGAAAAUGCAGAUGUGAUCCAUGUUUACGCGGUAGAGGGUGGUUUGUGCAAUCGCAUAGGUUUUGACCAGAAUUCAAGCAAUUCAUCCAUUCCCAUUGGCAGUGUAGUUGAAACAACGAGUAUUAAAAGCUGUGACAAUUUGUUAACGCUUAAGCUUUUAUGUAUUCGAUCAAGCAAGUCAUCAAUGUUGGAAAACACAAUAUCUGUCCAGAAUACAUCGAAUCGGGUAUCUGAGGUUGCAGUGCGUAGCCAGUCACGUCUUGAUGGCAAUCACCAUCGAUGUCUUUCUUUGAAACGCAAAAUAUAUAUUUUAUACCCAAUCGCCUGUUAA
Molecule: messenger RNA, 351 nt
Organism: Plasmopara halstedii
Lineage: Eukaryota; Oomycota; Peronosporomycetes; Peronosporales; Peronosporaceae
Exons: 1
Coding region: 1-351 (116 amino acids)
Source: RefSeq, a predicted model, not a curated record